UGCUUGGAAGAAAAUACUGCCAUUAUCUUUCUUUACUUCAGUAAUAGAAAUUGAAACCUAUUAAAAUGAUUUACCAGGUUAUCAUUUUAGCUAUCAUUAGUAUCGCUGCUUUUGCACAUCCACCUCUGGAUCAUGGUCAUCAUGCACCUAAACCAUACAAAUUUGGAUACAGCAUAAAGGACAAGCAUGGUGAGCAACACAGGGAAAAAUCCGGAACGGGUGGUCAUGUGACAGGAAGCUAUGGAUUUACUGAUGAUCGUGGUAUCCACAGAGAAGUACAUUAUGUAGCUGACCACGGUGGUUUCAGAGCCCAAGUCAAGACCAACGAACCAGGAACCGCUAACCAGAAUCCAGCAGCUGUUCACAUUCAUUCAUCUGCUCCAGCUCAUGGUCAUCUCUAUGGAGGAUAUGCUGGUCAUGGACAUGCCUAUGCUAACCAUGGACAUGGUCAUGUUGCUCAUGGACAUGGUCAUGUUGCUCAUGGACAUGGUCAUGUUCCUCAUGGACAUGGACAUGUUGCUCACGGACAUAGUUAUGCUGGUCAUGGUCAUGAAGGAAAUGCUGGCUUAGGCUAUGGAUAUGGUGGUUAUGGACUUGGUUACAAUGGUCUCGGUUACGGUGCAGGAUUUGGUGGAUAUGGCUUAGCCAGUGCAUUGUUAGGCACUCUUCCUUAUGCUAGAUAUGGUUAUUAAAUAGAAUAGUUGUAUAAAUAUCUAGGCAAUAAAAAAAUAUUUUUUAAA
This is a messenger RNA of Parasteatoda tepidariorum (common house spider), 740 nucleotides long. RefSeq lists its product as uncharacterized. Gene Ontology annotation, molecular function: structural constituent of chitin-based larval cuticle. NCBI's taxonomy places the organism in Eukaryota, Metazoa, Arthropoda, Arachnida, Araneae, Theridiidae. The record is from RefSeq and is a predicted model, not a curated record. Gene Ontology annotation, cellular component: chitin-based extracellular matrix.